AUGAGCAAGGCUGAUGUAGACUGUAUCACGUCCGAAGGAAUGGUUUGGAGAUGUCAACCAUGUGGAGAUACAAGAAGGAAGAGUCUAAGAUUUGAAUCUGAUGCCCAGGAAGGUAAGCUUUCUCUUGAGGACAUUAUGAAAAAGAUUAUUGAGAUAGGUGAAAAUCAAAAAUCUAUCGAACAAAAUGUAAAUAAAUCUAAUGAACUCCUAAGUGAAAAAAUUGACGAGAACACUAAAUAUGUUAAGGAACAGAAGAUGUCAUUAGAUAAGUGUUUACAAACUAUAGAUAUGCUCGUAGCAGAGAAUCAACAACUAAACAAAAAGGUUAUUGAUCUAGAAAAACGUGUUGAUGAAAUGGAGCAAUACUCGAGAAUUAACGCAGUAGAAAUACACGGUGUUCCGCAGCAGCCUAAUGAGGAUGUCAUAGGAGUUGUGAAGGCAGUCGGUCGAGCCCUGGAUAUGGAGGUGAAUGAUACAAUGAUUGACGCCUGUCAUCGUUUGGGCAACAAACCUGGACCUAACAACACUCCACCCGGGAUUAUAGUCAAGUUUGUGCGGCGAAUGGACAAAGAGGAGUUCCUAAGAAAACGACGUGUGAAGAGGAAUCUCUCUACAAGACACAUGGAUAUGCCAAUGGACCAGGCAGUGUACGUCAACGAAGCUCUGACACCGGCGAGGCGGCGACUUCUAGGGGCGGCGAGGCAAGUGAGGAAAGAUAAGAACUUUCGACACCUAUGGGUUCGUGGCGGGAAAAUAUUUCUGCGCAAGGACGAAGGAUCGACUGUUAUACAGGUGACUUGCCAGGCUGACCUAGAUAAAAUUGUUUGA
Macrosteles quadrilineatus (aster leafhopper) is the source of this 828-nucleotide messenger RNA. RefSeq lists its product as uncharacterized. The coding region runs from base 1 to 828 and encodes 275 amino acids. The record is from RefSeq and is a predicted model, not a curated record. Lineage: Eukaryota; Metazoa; Arthropoda; Insecta; Hemiptera; Cicadellidae. The transcript has a single exon.